Molecule: messenger RNA, 1716 nt
Organism: Lepus europaeus (European hare)
Lineage: Eukaryota; Metazoa; Chordata; Mammalia; Lagomorpha; Leporidae
Gene: PRDM7
Product: PR/SET domain 7
Exons: 9
Biological process (GO): positive regulation of reciprocal meiotic recombination; regulation of DNA-templated transcription
Cellular component (GO): nucleus
Molecular function (GO): histone H3K4 methyltransferase activity; protein binding; recombination hotspot binding
Source: RefSeq, a predicted model, not a curated record
AUGAGCGCCGCGGCUCGCGCGGAGCCCAGCCCAGGGGCAGACGCAGGCCAGGCGCGGGGGAAGCCGGAGGUGAGAGCCCAGGCCGCGCAGGGGUCAGCCCGGCGGGGAGGGCCCAACGGACGCUCCAGGCGGGCGGCGCCGAGCUGCGCGUCCGGGGCGGGAGGACAGGCUGGCUCCGCGCUCCGUCGCGACUCGGCGUCGCCCAGGGGAUCCGGCGUCUUUCAGGUCCAAGAUGCCUUCCGGGAUAUUUCCAUCUACUUCUCCAAGGAAGAGUGGGCAGAGAUGGGCGAGUGGGAGAAGACCCGCUACCGGAACGUGAAAAGGAACUACUGCGCGCUGGUAGCCAUAGGUCUCAGAGCCCCUCGACCGGCUUUCAUGUGUCACCGAAGGCUGGCAGUCAGAGCCCGGGCGGGUGACACUGAGGACUCCGACGAAGAAUGGACGCCUAGGCAGCAAGUCAAACCUCCUUGGAUGGCCUUCAGAACGGAACACAGCAAACACCAGAAGGGGAUGCCCAGGUUGCCUGUAAAUAAUGAAUCUAGUUUGAAGGAAUCGUCAGGAAUAGCAAAUUUGCUGAACACAGCUGGCCCAGAGGAGGACCAGAAACCAUCGUUCCCUCCUAAAGAAACGAGGACGUCUGGACAGCACUCCACACGAAAACUGGGACUUAGAAGAAAGAAAAUUGAAGUGAAGAUGUACAGCUUUCGAAAAAGAAAGAGUCAGGCAUACAAAGAGUGCAGUGAGCCUCAGGAUGACGACUACCUCUAUUGUGAGAAGUGUCAGAACUUCUUCCUUGACAGCUGUGCUGUUCACGGACCACCCAUAUUUGUAAAGGACAGUGCAGUGGACAAGGGGCAUCCCAAUCGCUCAGUCCUCAGCCUGCCCCCUGGGCUAAGAAUUGGACCAUCGGGCAUCCCUGAGGCUGGGCUUGGAGUAUGGAACGAGGCAUCAGAUCUGCCACUGGGCCUGCACUUUGGUCCCUACGAGGGCCAGAUCACAGAAGAGGAGGAGGCAGCCAACAGCGGGUAUUCCUGGCUGAUCACCAAGGGGAGAAACUGCUAUGAGUAUGUGGAUGGAAAGGAUAGCUCUUGGGCCAACUGGAUGAGGUAUGUGAACUGUGCCCGGAACGACGAGGAGCAGAACCUGGUGGCCUUUCAGUACCACAAGCAGAUAUUCUACCGCACCUGCCAGGUCAUCAAGCCUGGCUGUGAGCUGCUGGUCUGGUAUGGGGACGAAUAUGGCCAGGAGCUGGGGAUCAAGUGGGGCAGCAAGUGGAAGGAAGAGCUCACAGCAGGGAGAGGUAGGCAGCACUAUUGUUCUUUAAAAUGAAAGAAAAGAAGCAUUCUUCAUGAGAAUUUUUGUGGUUCAACUCUAAAUAGAUCAAAUAGCCAAAGCCAGAAAUCCAUCCCUGUCCCUCGUGCUCUCUGGCCUUCUCCAGUCACAAGUUCCUCAGUCAACACAUGGAGCGCGGUCACUCCUCUCAGAUCUUCCCAGGAGCACCUGCAAGAAAUCACCUGCAACCAGCAAAUCCCUGUCAAGGGAAAGAGCAUCAGAAGCUGUCUGAUCCACAGAGCUGGAAUGGCAAAACCGAAGGUCAAGACGUCAAAGAAAAGUCCAAAUUCUCAUCCAAAAGGACAAGGCAGAAGGAGAUCUCAAGGGCUUUUUCCAGCCUUCCCAAAGGACAAGUGGAGACCUCAAGAGAGGGUGAGAGAAUGA